CUCUUUCACUGGAACAAAUCCAGGAACCAGAAAAACACUCGUGCUGAUAUCCAAGCAGCUGAGCGCAGACCUUCUUCCUCUUCUCUCUCCUCCAUUCCUCUCUUUUCCGAAACGCUUGCCAGCGUCGCUGACACCCUCCGUCACCCACCUUAUUGCUUCCGCCGCUACUCCGCCGCUACUCCGUCACGAAUCUAGCCUUGCAGAGUUCACAGGUUGCAGAGGAAAAAGGGGCCUUAAGAGUCGCACACUUGUCCUGACACUUGUUCUGAAACUUUUCUAGCUGUCCGCGGAGAUAAGGUACAAGAUGGCCGCACUUUGGCUCGGGGCGGCUUGACUUUUUUCUGAUGGGAAUUGGAGAAUAGGAAAGAAUUUUUUUUUUUGGCACUUCGGUCCCUGAUUUUUUCUUUUUUUGCCAAGUUUAAGUUUCAUUCAUUCGAAAGCGGAAAACGGAGGACGCCGAUGAGAAACGAAGUAUUGGAAAACGACGAGGGAUGCUGGGAAGUUUCGAGGAAAUUUCACUUUCAGCAAUUUUUCUUCCUUUCUGAAACUUUUGGCCACUUUUUGUUUUUUUGGUCUAUUUUUAGUGUUUGGUUUCGCAAACCUUUGUUGCGGUCAGUUUUUAGUUCCUCAUCAUCCAGUGUUACAAGAUCGCCUUAUGUCAUUUGUUACUAGUAUCAAAGCUUUACUAGGCUGCGCUUUUCAAAUAGGUUGCGUUACGGUGUGGGGCAAGUUGGCGGCUAAGGAUGUAGGGUUAUAGGGGAACGCAUUGACCUCAAUGUCGCGUUGGAGUAAGAGGAGGGCAGGUCGGACUGCUCUGCUCCCGCUGCUACUCCUGGCCCUGGCGCUAGGGGGCGCCGCUCUUUUCCUGGCAUCACUGAACCUGCUACUGACGACUACCGCCUGGGGCCAGAGCCUGAUCCAAGGACGGGCACACCUGCAACAGGUUCUUCCAAUACAAGAACCCCAAGCUGAAGCUCAGAUCUUCUUCAAGAAUGUGUGGGAGAAGCACCAGUUUCUGUUCGAGAAACUGAGAGAGGAACGGAGUCGCCAGCGGCGUUCAGCAAACAAGAAGAACAGAAACAACAGAAAUAAAACUCCCAUCUUGGCUGCACAUUACGAAGUGAAACCAUCACAGGGAGGAACACAGAUGAAUGCAGAUAGCGAUGGUAACAUCCUGUACUGGUCCGAGGUCCAGCGAAAUUCCACCAGCCCGCUGAAAUACGACGAGAGGAAUGGGGAUUUUACAGUGACUCAUAAAGGACUAUAUUACCUAUAUUGCCAGGUCCAUUUCAACGAGGAUCGCAGCAGCUACAUUAAGCUGGACCUGAUCCUAGACAGUAACCUGAUAUUCCGCUGCCUUCAAGAAUUCUCUGCUACAGUGGCCAGCAUCGGCGACCCCAAAAGGAAGACCUGCAGUGUCUCUGGGCUUGUCAUCGUCACCCCCGGCUCCCUCCUCCGCAUCCGCACCCUCCCGAGAGCCGUGGUCAAAGUUGAGCCCUACCUCACCUACUUUGGACUCUUCCAAAUGAUGCAGGCGGCGGUAAUGUGUGGUGGGGUCCCGGGGCUGGCCCGGGGCUUGUGGGGGGGAACAGGUGCUUGGUUGGGGGUUCUUCUGUGUCUUAUGGCUCUGGUGUACCAGUCGAUUCAUCUGGACAGUCUUCAGAGGGAACUUUCUCUAGUUCACAAGAGUCGAGAAGCCUCUAAACUGCAGGCAAGGAAAUAUUGUGAAACGCCACUCUGCCACCGCAAGAAGAGGGAGGCCCCCGUCGACAUAAAAAAAAGACACAAUGGAAAUCGCUCUCUUCUCCACCUGGCAGUCGAGUCGGUAUCUUCAAUUGACUCUGCGGACCUUACUGAAAUCUCCUGGAGGACAUCACUGCAGGAAGGGAAGUCACUGGAGGUCCAAGGCCGCAGUAUACGUGUUAAGCAUUCUGGGAUAUACCUCAUAUAUAGCCAGGUCUUCUACAGAGACGUAACGUUUACUAUGGGUCACAUAGUGCUACGUAGGUCAGAUGACGGGUAUGGAGAGGGUGAAAUCCUUCUACGUUGUGUUCAGAGUAUGCCAAGCGAAGAUGAGUUGGCUUAUAACACUUGCUACACUUCUGGAAUCUUUCGACUACGCAAAGGAAACUCCAUCACUCUUCAAAUACCACGCAGAGAUGCCUCUCUUGAUAUUCACCGGCAUGCCACUUUCCUUGGUUUCAUCAAGUUGUAACAACCACCAGAAUAAAACAUUUUCCACGUCACUGCCAACUGAAUGAAAGUAAUAGAGGGAAGAAAAUUUUGACUAAAAAUUAGUCAUUAUUUUGACCUCAAAAUGGCAAAAAA
Rana temporaria (common frog) is the source of this 2328-nucleotide messenger RNA. RefSeq names its product tumor necrosis factor ligand superfamily member 12-like. The transcript is spliced from 13 exons. Bases 776 to 2215 code for a protein of 479 amino acids. Gene Ontology annotation, biological process: immune response. Gene Ontology annotation, molecular function: receptor ligand activity; tumor necrosis factor receptor binding. Lineage: Eukaryota; Metazoa; Chordata; Amphibia; Anura; Ranidae. Gene Ontology annotation, cellular component: membrane. The record is from RefSeq and is a predicted model, not a curated record.